AAGGAAGAAGAAGGUGUGUGUUUAAAAAGGGUGUGUUGCUGCUGCUGUUAGAGUAUUUGAGGCAACCUACAGGACACAGUUUCAGAAAUUGUGAGCAGACCUUUGCUGAGAAUCACUCCAGGUUUACGACAUUGGUCAGUCACGUACGGUGUGGAGAUGCAGAACAACAGCAGUGUGACUAACUUUCAGCAGCUGCAGGAAAGAUGGACCACCCUGCUGAACCGCCUUCAUGAUGACCCAAAGGUAACCCAAAAUGUAACACAGGUGAUGGAGACGAGGCUUGGGCAGUACCUCAGCAGCCAUCCUGUCUUAGCUCUCACAGUGAUGGUGUUCGGUGUUAUGGCUGCACUGCCUGUUGGACUUUUCCUUGUUUUUGCUCUUGUGACCAUUAUUAUGUCAGCAGUAGGUUUUAUUUUCUUUGAGGUGUUCCUGUUGUUUGUGGGAGGGUUGACUCUGCUGUGUGUGCUCUCUGGCCUCGCCUUCUUUGCUGUUAUGGUUUCAGUCAUCUUUAAUGUUUUUUAUAUCACCAUCUUCAACAUCCUCAACUACUACGACUCACGACUGACAAAGCAACAUAAAGUCCAGGGGAAGGAGAAUAAUUGUGAAUCCUCAAAACUGAAGGAAAUGCAGUAGCUCUCUUCGUCUUCUCUCAACUUUCAUCUAUGGUUUACAGAAAGCUUAAAUCAGCGCUGCUGAAGCUUGAUGGUUGGGAUUCAGAGAACACAGAUGCUUGAAUGUAUGGUGGCUUGAGUCUGGGAUCUGCUGUUGUAACAGAUUUUCUAAGCACAAAGACUGGUGGUUACUGUAUGCCUAAAACCUUAAUAUUGAAAUGAAAAGUGUUAUUAUCUUCAUAUAGUGCAAUAGUUAUAUAAUGUCUACAACAGCCAAUGGCCUGUAAUCUAAUUUUUGAACUGCCUAAUUAUCCAAAUACAGACGCCUUGAUAUAUGUCUGAUCUGUGCAUAUUCUAAAUGCACAGAUCUUGGAAUGGCAGCUCUUUUCUAUCACUAAAGGAAAAACUCCGUUGUUGAUUAUGGUUUUCAGUCUGAAAAUGCCUUUAUAUUUAUGAAUGUUUGCAUUUGCAUUUUGAUAUUUAAUGUUUGUGCCUCUUAGGCAGUGAAGAUGCACUACAAUAUACUGUUACAUGUCUUUGUUUGCUGUUACCUGGAAAAGAACAACCUGCAUUUGUAAGACAGUAUGAA
This is a messenger RNA of Seriola dumerili (greater amberjack), 1200 nucleotides long. It is a transcript of the gene tmem159, whose product is annotated as transmembrane protein 159. NCBI's taxonomy places the organism in Eukaryota, Metazoa, Chordata, Actinopteri, Carangiformes, Carangidae. The coding region runs from base 157 to 633 and encodes 158 amino acids. The record is from RefSeq and is a predicted model, not a curated record. The transcript has 5 exons.